Parasteatoda tepidariorum (common house spider) is the source of this 6059-nucleotide messenger RNA. The record is from RefSeq and is a predicted model, not a curated record. Lineage: Eukaryota; Metazoa; Arthropoda; Arachnida; Araneae; Theridiidae.
UUCUUUCUCUUUGUAGAAUCAAAAUGAAGAUUUACAACCUUCGAUCCUGAAAAUGAUUCCAUCUUUCUUAUUUUCAUCAGUUUUUCGACAUAAAAUCUUAAUAGAUUUGAAAGAAUGUUUCAUGAGAAUGAAUAAACAUGAUUCUGUUUUUGAAGUUGCUAAAUCAUUUCCACUUUUGAUUUGCAUUUUUUCUAAUACAACUACUUUAUCCAGAAGUCUCAUUGAAAAAGACUUGAAAAUUGUAUGUAAAAAGUGUACACUCGAAUUUUGUACCUCAGAGGAUACUGUUCCUCUAUCUACUGUAAACUGCCUCUCUGACUUAAUAGUUUUUUUACUGAAUCAUCCAUCAGAAGUUAUCCGCAAAGAGUCCAUUAAAAGCAUUGUUCCAUUUUUAUCUCACUUCAAAAUAAUCGAAAAAGUUUUAUCUUCUGUGAUGGAGAGAAUGAUUGACUCUGAUCCUAUUGUGAGAUCAAGUCUUAGUGAAAUAAUUGGUGCUGGUUUGAAACCUCUUGUUACUAAAGAACUUAGCUCUAGCCAAACAGGAGAAAUUGAGGAAAAAUUAAUUUUAUCUCUUCAAGCAUCUCUUCUUGCUGCAAAGUGUAGUGGAAAUUCACAGUUUCAAAGAACUGUUAUCAUUAGUAUAGGUGAGAUUGGUAAAAUCUCAGACAGUGGUUUACUUCUUAUUACCAUUAUAAGUUUGCUUGAAAGCUGCAUGACAUCAGUACCUUCAGUUAAAGUUACUGCAAAAUUAAAGCUUAAAGAAAUAGCAGAAGCGAAGUCUUUGAAAAUGUAUGAUUUACUUAAAGAUUUCAAAGAUGCAAUUUGCAAAUUUUUGGCAGAGUAUUUAUUUGUUAAAAACCCUGAAAAUGCAACACAGGUGCAGCCUAUUUUGGAAGAAAUUCGUAUUAUUUUUGGAUUUGGUGAUUUGAAAUCGUUUUUUAACCAAAUUCAACACUGCAUAUUGCCUUAUCUUAUCGCUAAAGGAACUCUUCAAGCUUCUGUAUUGUUAGACACACUCUCCCUAACUUUAAGAGUUGAAAAAAGGGAAAUCCUCAUCAAUAGUUUUCCAUUUAUAUUCUCUCAUUUUGUACGCCAUUGUAGUAAUCCUGAUUUGGAGAAAGCAUUAAUAUUUAUUCAGGAGGAAACUGGUCUUGAACUUGGCAGUUUAUUAAGAUGUAAUUAUCAGUCUGUGCACUAUGAAUUACUUCUUCAUCUUGGUACUCACUAUCAACAAGUUUUCAAAGGCUUAGCAAUUUUGGCAUUAAAAAGUGGAAGUGUAGAAAAUUCAGGAUCUUUGAUUACUCAUGCUGAAGAAAUGGCUAACUAUCUACAGCCUAAACUUCUUGGAUUUUUGGUAUUUUUUGAUGCUCAUAUGCUAAAAAGCUCAAUUCUAAACAAAAAAUUGGCCCUUGAAAGUUUGGUUUCUAUAAUGCAAUUGAUGGGUACUCGUGCAAUUACAGCUGUUCGCUUUAAGCUGAUGGCCACUCUUCGUCUGACUUUACGAUUUAAAAAAGAUGACUUUCCCAAAAUUUGCUGCAAAGCUUGGAAUACAUUUGUUCGCAGUAUUGAAGUGUCAUGUUUGGGACCUCUUAUAAAUCAGAUUAUUGUGGCUUUAUUACCUUUGUUGGAACUUGAAAGUUCAUCAGUUGCAGAAAUAUUUCAUUAUCUUAUAAUAGAAAAAAGAGCCUAUCUCAGUGAGUUUUAUCAUGAUUUAUAUUUUGUUCCUGAUACUCCUGAAUUACAGGACAUCAAUUUAGUAUUGAAAGAUUAUACUUCAAGUCCAUCUAGCAUGACUGACUUUUGUUCUUUGUUAAGUCAUUCCUUAAAGGGGAUUAGUCAUGAAAACUUAGAGAUUAGAUUACAUGCUCUUGAAAAGCUGAAACAGGUUCUGCAUGCUAAUCAGACUUCUAUCCAUGAGCAUUUGCAUGGUAGGGAAAAUGUUGAUAAUCUACUAUCAAAUCUUGUUGCUGCUCUAAUAUCUGGAUGUCGAGAACCAGAUAGUAGGAUACAAAUAGCUUUAGGAGAAUGUUUAGGUGAACUUGGUGCUAUUGAUCCAGGAAGAUUAGACAUGAAAAGUGCUAGCUCAACAGAGACAUCGGACAAAUUUUUCAGUAGCAUUGACGAUGAGGAUUUUGCAUAUGCUUUGAUUCAAGAAUUAGUGCAUUCGUUUUUGGCUGCUGAAGAUAGUGGUGUUCAAGAUUGUUCAGCAUUUGCUAUUCAAGAAGUUUUGAGAUAUUACAAAUGCUCUAAUGAAAGUGGCUCAAGUGGAAGCCAUUUAUGGAAACGAUUUCCUUCUGAUAUACAAGAAAUAUUAGUUGUUUUGUUUCAUUCUCAGUAUAAACCUUUGGAAAAAUCUCGGAAAAAGUAUCCAGCACCAAUAUUCAGAAGCAAAGUGGGCCACACUUUCAAGGAGUGGAGCAAAAAUUGGUUUUAUUGUUUAUUACAAAAAGUGAAAAAGGAAGGUCCGUCAAGAUUAUUUCAUGCUUGUUCUAUUAUUGUAAAAUAUGAUCUUAAUUGCACCUUGUUUUUGUUGCCACACUUAGUUGUUUAUGCUUUACUAGAUUCAACUGAAAUGGAAAGAAACGAAAUACGCGAUGAAAUCAUAGCCAUUCUGCAGUAUAGUGAAACAUCAGCAUCCAUGAAUGACCUUUGCCGUUUGAGUUCACAGAUAGUUUUUUCCAUUGUUGAUCACUUGACAAAAUGGCUUUAUAUUUAUCAACAUGAGCAUAUAAAAUCAUCAGGCCGCUCAGGUGUUAGGAUAACUGCAAUAAAAAUGUCUGAAGAUAAAAAUUACUCUGCUGUAAAUGGUUGUUUGGUGCAGAUCUCCCAGAUUCUUCUUGCCAAGUCAGCAUUUUCUUGCCAAGCCUAUGCUCGGGCUUUAAUGCAUUUAGAAAAGCACCUGAAGAAAUAUCCAGAUCAACUUGAAAAUAACAUUAGUUUUAAACAGAAAAUCUACUCUGCUCUGGAUGAUCCUGAUGGUGUUGCAGGUGUUGCUGCAAUUAGAAAAGACGAACCACCUUUGCUUGACUUGAUUUUAGAAAAUGAAGCUACAGGAGAUUUGUAUGGUGCAUUUGCCUGUUACGAGAAAGCUAUAAAAUUGUAUCCUAAUCAAGUUAACUAUCACUGUGGCUUCUUAAAGUGCUUUCUUGGAAUGGAUCAACCAACAACGGCUAUUUCAUAUGCAAAUGGUAUUCUGAGUGAAAAACCUGAAUGGAAACAGAAACUAAAUUGCUACAGAGUAGAGGCUGCAUGGAAAUUGGCUAAUUGGGAUAAUCUUGACCAAUUUUUAAACGAGGGCGAGAAUAAUACGGAAUGGAUUGUAGGAAUUGGAAAUAUCUUACACUUAGCUAACAAGAAGGAAGCUGAUAAACUCCAAACGUAUACUAAACUAAUACGCAGUAAUCAAAUGGCACCACUUUCAGCUGCAUCUAUGGAAAAAGGAGCUUACUUAAGAGGUUAUGAAUAUCUUAUUAGGAUGCAUAUGUUGACAGAUUUGCAGCAUUGUGUGGACUAUAUUUUCAACCAUAAUGAAGAAAACAAUCCAUCAGGAAAUAAUUCUACGUUUUUCAAAAGCAUUUUGCCAGCACUGAACUUAAGAAAACAGCUUGUGCAGUCAUCUUUGAGGUAUCAAGAGCCAUUAUAUAGCUUGCACCGAGUUCUUCUAAAAGUUGGAAAAGAAAAAUUACCUGAGCUUUCAGCAAAUUUCGAUCAAGAAAUUACCAAAUGUUGGUUACAGAGUGCGAAACUUGCUAGAAAAAAUGGGCAUCAGCAGCGAGCUUAUAAUUGUUUAUUAGAAGCUGGCACAGCUAACAAUGCUGAUGUUUUUAUGGAAAAAACAAAAUGGCUUUGGAGCAAGAAAGAGAAAGAGCAAGCCAUAUAUUGUUUGCAAAAAGGAAUAAAUGAACGUUUUCCUUCAGUUCAAAAGUCAAUAUCGUCAAGUUUAACUUCUGAAGAAAAGUUUAUGUGUGCAAAGGCAAAAUUAUUGCUAGCCACUUAUAGUGAAGAAUGUUCUAUUGUUGAUAGCAAUAGUUUGAUUGCUAUGUAUAAAGAAGUUGUUAAUUUACAACCUAACUGGGAAGCUAGUCAUUUUCACCUAGCCAAGUACUAUGAUAAAAUGCUUAACACAGCUGAAGCUUUUGAAUCGAAAUCAGAUUUGAUGAUCAAAGUUGUUUAUAAUUUUGGCACCUCCCUGAAAUAUGGCUGCAAAAAUGUUUACCAUUCACUACCCAGAUUGUUGGACAUUUGGUUUGAUCUAGGAACUUCACAGUUAGAAGAAGGCACAUCUAAAAAGCAACAUACUUCAUUCAAAAUUAUGUCAGCUUGCCUAGAAAAAAUAAGAAAUUUGAUACUAGAGUUUUUUGAAAGUAUUCCUGAUUAUUUGUUCAUGACCGCAUUUCCGCAACUUGUCUCUCGAAUUUGCCAUUCUCACCCUGAUGUAACUGGUCCAUUGCAAAAAUUGAUUGCUAGACUUUUGGCAACUUAUUCUCAACAAUCAAUGUGGAUGAUGAUGGCAGUUUCAAAAUCUACUUAUCUAGUAAGAAGUAAACGCUGUAAGCAAAUAUUUCAAGAAGCCAUAACCUUGAACCCAAGAUUAGGGAAGUACAUAACUGACACAAUUAGAUUGGCUGAUAAGUUGGUAGAGUUGAGCAACAAAAAUGUUGGUGAUACUAAUGUUUUAAGCUUAAGUGAAAACUUUACUGGUCUCUUGAAACUUUUUGAUGAUAAAAACUUUAGUCAAAUUAUGAUUCCAACUCAAACACAAAUGAUUGUGACAAUGCCUAAUGGUUAUGUAUCUAACACUAAAUACAAUGCAUUCCCUUUUACUCCAGUAUACAUUAAAGGCUUUGCGGAUGCAGUUGAAGUCUUCUCUUCACUUCAAAAACCAAAGAAAGUUAUUGUUCUUGGAAGUGAUGGAAAGUUAUAUCCAAUGAUGUGUAAACCUAAGGAUGAUCUGAGAAAAGAUUGCCGAUUGAUGGAAUUCAAUAAUUUAGUUAAUAGAUAUUUGAAAAGUGAUCCUGAAGCUAGAAAGCGACAACUUUACAUUCGAACUUAUGCAGUUGUACCCUUAAAUGAAGAAUGUGGCCUCAUUGAAUGGGUGCCCAAUUUGCAUGGGUUACGCUUAAUACUGUCAAAACUUUAUCGACUGAGAGGAAUGUUUAUAUCAGGACGAGAGAUUAGAGCUAUGAUGCCUUCCAAAACUGCAACAUUUGAAGAGAAGCUUAGUAUAUUCAAAACUAGAUUCCUUCCAAAAUUUCCUCCCAUCUUUCAUGAUUGGUUUCUAAUAACAUUCCCUGAUCCCAUGGCAUGGUAUCAUGCUCGUCUUGCUUAUGCUCGCACAACUGCUGUUAUGAGCAUGGUCGGAUACAUUGUUGGACUUGGCGACAGGCAUGGAGAAAACAUAUUGUUUGAUUCUAGCUGUGGUGAUACUGUUCAUGUUGACUUAAAUUGCUUAUUUAACAAGGGAGAAACUAUGGAAUAUCCAGAAUGUGUUCCAUUUCGUUUAACUCACAAUAUGAUUGAUGCUAUGGGUCCAACAGGUUAUGAAGGAUCAUUUAGAAAAGCUUGCGAAGUUACUAUGCGUGUUAUGCGUAGCAAAACAGAUGCUUUAAUGAGUGUUUUGCGUCCUUUUGUGCAUGAUCCUUUAGUUGAAUGGAGCAGAUCUAAGCAUCAUAAAACACAACUUGAAUCUGGAGAGAUCACAAAUGAACAAGGUUUAACUCAUGUUAAAGAUAUUGAACUAAGAUUAAAUGGCAUCAUAAAAUCAAAAAACAAGCAACAAGGUUUGCCACUGUCCAUUGAAGGUCAAGUUAACCAUUUAAUUCAAGAAGCUGUGGAUAUUAAAAACUUGAGCCAAAUGUAUAUUGGAUGGGCAGCUUAUAUGUGAGCAGUUUGUGAUAAUUAUACAGUCUUGCAUAGAAUUUAAAUAUAAAUGCAGUGUUGAAUUGAAUUUUAUAAAGCUAUUGUUGAGAUUAUUUUUUAAACAAUAAGAAUUACGAGUCUGUAAUAUACCAUGUAAAAUAUUUUUGUUAAUAUUUCUAAAUAAAAGUUUUCAUAAAGCU